Messenger RNA from Rhododendron vialii, 2205 nucleotides. RefSeq names its product expansin-A4-like. Bases 1 to 792 code for a protein of 263 amino acids. Gene Ontology annotation, biological process: plant-type cell wall organization. The record is from RefSeq and is a predicted model, not a curated record. The transcript is spliced from 3 exons. Gene Ontology annotation, cellular component: extracellular region. Lineage: Eukaryota; Viridiplantae; Streptophyta; Magnoliopsida; Ericales; Ericaceae.
AUGGCUAUUCCAACAUUCGCUAUAGUCCCUCUUCUACUUUCGCUCUUCUUCUUCAAUUUAAGCUUUCGCGGCCCGAAUGCGGUUUAUGUAACCGGGUUGCAAUAUGGUCGUGCAACUUUCUAUGGAGGGGAUGACGCAUCAGGCACAAUGGUAAAUGAUGAUUGGAUUUUGGUAUUAAUUGCAGGAGGAGCUUGUGGAUAUGGAAACUUGUAUACCCAAGGCUAUGGAACCAACACUGCAGCACUGAGCACUCCUCUGUUCGACAAUGGGCUAACCUGUGGGGCAUGCUUUCAGAUCCAAUGUAUCAAUGACCCACAAUGGUGCAUCUCUGGGUCCAUUACUGUCACUGCUACAAACGUUUGCCCUCCAGGUUCUGAAGGUGGGUGGUGCGACCCUCCACAACAACACUUUGAUAUGUCUGUGCCUGCUUUCAAACAAAUUGCCCAAUUGGUUGCUGGUGUUGUCCCGAUAUCUUUUCAAAGAGUGCCGUGUGCUAAGACAGGAGGCAUAAGGUUUACAAUCAACGGCAACCCUUGGUGGAACUUGGUUUUGAUCACCAACGUGGCAUGUGCCGGAGAUGUCCAAUCAGCAUCAAUCAUGGGGCCCAACACGGGGUGGCAAACCAUGACACAAAGCUGGGGGCAAAACUGGCAGAGUAGCUACUACCUAAUUGGCCAAAGCUUCUCCAUUCAAGUCACCACCAGUGACGGAAGGACCGUAACCUCCUACAACGUGGCACCUUCUAACUGGGCGUUCGGACAAACUUUCGAGGGUGGUCAGUUCUCAUGUUAGUAUUGCAAAUGGGAAUCGAUUUUUAAGGGCUUGGAUCAAGUAGGUUUGGGAGUUGGACUCAUUGAAGUCGUUGAAAUACAAAAUGUAAUACUAUCAUCGGGGAGCAAAAAAAUAAAUAAAUAACUGCUAAUAAGCCAAUAAAAAAGGGUGGAGUUCGGAAAUAGUCGUGUGAGGUUAAUUGUUUGGAAAAUCCUUCAAGUGCGGUUAAUAUUUUGGUCUACCAAAGCAAAAUGAAAGAGAACGUGUUAUCCCCAUGCACUUGCAUUCAAAUGGCCUAUCACCUAUUUUCUCGACAAAAAGCCGCUGAAUGGUGCAUAUUACAAUAUAUGCAGUCCGCAAUCAAAGCGAUGAAUUGAACGUUUUCUAUAUGGCCCAAAACACUUUGCCGCAAGGAUUUGAAAAUCAGAGCCGUCGUUAUUUCCUCUUGGUUCGUUAACGCUUAGCUCGUCAUGCCCUACAUGGCCAGAAUGGAUAACCUUUUUAUGUUCCAAAGAUGCUGAUGAGAAAGAUAUAUAAGCCAUGUUCAUUACGUCCCUUGUGGCCACAUAAUGGACAAUAUAUCUUUUGUAUCGAAAGAAUUUGCCUUCCAGCGCACAACAAAAAUGGACAGCCCAUAAGGGUCGUCCAAAAUGCUGUCAAGGAAAAUUCAGAACAGAUAGCCCGUGGGAGUACUCCCAAAAAAUCGCCUUCAAGGCCCAACUAAAACGGACAACCUUCGAGGGUCCUCCGAAAUAUUGACAGCCCAUGUGGGUCUUCCACAAAAGAUCUCUCAUAAGCCUGGACAGCCUGCAAGGGUCCUCCAAAACUGCCAUCAAGGCUUACUCAAAACGAACGACCUGCAAAGGUUCUUGAUUACGUACAACUGAUGUUGAGUCCUCCAAAAACCCAAUCAAAGGCCAAAGUUGGAAGGUCCAGCCCGAGAGGGUUGUCUUUAAAGCACUUGAAAUUUAUCGCCUAAUAUGGGGUUCCAACCUAAGUCACAUAAUGCAUGUGCACGUAAUGAUUCGACUCUCUCCGAAGUCGGGUACUUGCUCAGGAUUGCAAAAUUCUUCUCCAAGGGGCUGAAGUAUGGAAGUGUGCAUGUGGGGAGAGAUGCAAAUCUAGCAGCACAUGAGUUUGCAAAGUGUGGAUACAUGUGAAUUCAAAGUGGAUGAUGAAAUUUGCUGAACCUGUGCUGGAGAAUAUAUUGAUGGUGGUGGUUUGUGCACUUUGUUACAUGUGAUUUUCUAGGUUGUAGUUACAGUGGAAAAUGAAAAUCAUGUCUGCAAGUUGGUAUAUCCAUUAUUCGUAUAAUGGAAGGGGUAAAAAACACAUGAAUAUUACUAGUAUUACUUACCCAGGUUCAUCUCUUAGUUAGAUCCCAUAUGUGGAAAGUCAGCAUUUUCGACCAGGCAAAAGGUUAUUUUGUUAAGA